CACUGGAGGAUGCCAAUCUCAAGUUCUAAACGCAUUCGAAUGAUACACUCAUCCUUUGUUUUGUAGCAGGCCAUGAAAACAAAUGUUGAUUUGACAUUUCUCUGCAUUUCUUCGCGUAUGUAGGUGAGAUAAACAAGGCGUUAUUUUCUAUUGAGAUGAAUUCAAACCUCAAACAUGCUGUGGAAGAGCUCAAGAAAAAUUUCAGGGAUCAAGAAUUUGCAUUUGAUUAUGUGGAUAUGGAAAAGUGUCUUCGGGAGUUCAAAACAGAGCUUUAUAUUAAGAGGGAAGAAGUAAAGCAACUGAGAAAUGAUUUGGAAUCAGCAAAUUUUGAAAUAAAGGAAUUGAAGAAGGCUUAUGAUACAGUAAAUACACUUCAUGAAGAGAAAACAUUCAAUCUGAAUCUACUGAUGAAUAAAUCUGGAAAUCAGGAAAAGGAGUUGCUAGAGAAACGCGACUCUCUUAUGACUCUUCAAAUGCAACAUAAAAUGACCGUGGCAGAAAUUGAAAUACUGAAGGAAAAACUUCAAAACAGCGAAUCCGAAAAACAUGAAUUUACCAGAAAAUUGGAAAAUUUUGAAGCCAAACAACGCCAUGACUUCAUUUACCAUAAUGCAAUCAUGAAGCGUGAGACUAAUCUGAGGAGUAUGAUGGAAGAAAUGAAUGUGAUGAUGGCGAAACUUAAAAAAGAUCAUACCGAAAUCAUGAAGCUCUCAAAUCAAACAAAAUUUGCAGAAGAAUUAACAGAAAAAAUUCAACACCUUUCCAGAAACUAUGAAAAACUUAAGGAGGAGAAGGAAAAUUUCGAGGAACUUUAUAUCAAAAUAAGUGCAAAAUGUGAAAAACUUCAAGAAUUCAUGGCCCCCAGGAGUGAAAUACAUGAGCCCAAUUUGAUAACCAAAAUAAUUUUCAACCAUUGGAAAACAAAUAGAGCAAGAUACUCAGAAAAAAUGGAUGAAAUUUUAACAAAAAUUACGGAGUCAUACAAUUCUGAAAAGACCACAAAUAUUCAGUUGAUUUUUCGCAAUGAAGAACUUACAGAGUUGUUACAGAAGGCCAAUUAUCACAUUAAAAAUUUAGAUUGUGAAAAUGAACGGUUAAAGGAAUCCCAUCUCAUAAUGACAGAAGAGUUGAAGACAAAAAUUGAACAGUUAGAAGAAAGAAUGAGAAAGUCAGGGAUCAGCGAGAUUACUGAAAUCAAGGAUGAACCGAUAGAAAUAGAUUGA
This is a messenger RNA of Leptinotarsa decemlineata (Colorado potato beetle), 1223 nucleotides long. RefSeq lists its product as uncharacterized. The record is from RefSeq and is a predicted model, not a curated record. NCBI's taxonomy places the organism in Eukaryota, Metazoa, Arthropoda, Insecta, Coleoptera, Chrysomelidae. Gene Ontology annotation, molecular function: protein binding.